UAAUGGCAACUGUUCGAAAUAAAAACGCAACCAAGUGCCCCAAUCGCGUUAUUCUGCACUCCUGGAGCAGCUGGUUGACUUGGAAGACAGUAUCGUCAGCGCAGUUGGAGACAUGAAAACUUUCAUCGUUGUCUGUCUUCUUUCGGCAGCCACUUUGGCAAGUGCACGAAGUGAUCGCCGUCUCGAAAGCAAUGUGGGAGCCAUAGGUGGACUCGGUGGUGAGCUGCGCGCCGGCGUCGACAAAAUUGGUCCCCAUGGAGCCCCGGGUUACACCGCCAGCAUUGGAACGAACGUUGGCGCAAGGCUAGGUGGUGGAGCCAGUUUGGGAGUAGGCAGCGGCUACAACGGUGAUGGCUUCUACUUUGGCGGAGGAGGCGCAGGUUAUCCUGGAGCCCACGCACCUUCAUGGGAUGGCGCUUACGGAGCUUGGCCAAACGGCGGAUAUUGGCCUCAGGGAGCGCCCUACGGCGGUCGACACUAUGGCGUCAACCAGCACGGCCAGUACGGUCCGUACGGUGCGUACGGUCCGUACGGCGGACAUGGCCAAUACGGCCAAUACUCUCCGUACGGUGGCUAUGCCACUUAUGGAUAUCCUGUGGGAUAUGGCGCCCCUCGCGGCUGGGGCACCCACUCGUUCGGCGCAGCACCCGAAGCCGCUGUACCAAGGUCUUUCGGCGCCUCUGGUGCCGGACCGUCCAGUGCCUCUAGCAGCUCAUCCGGUGCUGCACCCGCUGGUUCAUCGUAAAGCGCAGCCACCAAGAUGACGGCGCUGCAUCAAAAUUUUAUCCUGAGCACCCACAAAUUCUGCAAGAGAUCGAAGACUAUGGAGAAACAACACCGAAAAUUCACUGGAGUCAUUUACGGCUAUAGAUUUACAGUCCGGCCUAUCUGGUUGAGAAUGCUCUCUGAAAGCUAAUUGCAAUGAAUACCUACUAUGAAGCAAAUAAAUAAAGACAUUACACCUGUUUUA
Molecule: messenger RNA, 970 nt
Organism: Dermacentor albipictus
Lineage: Eukaryota; Metazoa; Arthropoda; Arachnida; Ixodida; Ixodidae
Product: keratin-associated protein 19-2-like
Source: RefSeq, a predicted model, not a curated record